AAGAAUUAAAUAGUUAUUUUUAAGUCAAGUAUGAACUAAAGGAGGAUGAUAACUAUAACGGUCUUGAAGCAUAUAAUAAAUGCACACAUUAGAGACCGAAUUGAAGCGUGUACAUUAGGGAUCACAAGACAAUGGUGAAUGGCUCUUUACUCUUCCACUAAGCCACUGGACGAUCCAUCACCUUCCACAUUUUUCCAUUUAUACCCACUAGAUUCCCCUGCCUCAAUCCAUGAAGCUCCCUGCCAAUUGCCUAAAAAACUACUUAAAAUAAAUUUAACUCCAUAUCCAUUAUUUUACCCUUACCUUUCUUCAACGAUCACAAGCAAGUUCUAUAUAAUAACUUCUUCCCCCCUUCCACUUCUCCUAAACCAACCAUGGAAUUCUCUCUCCAUUUCUUCUUCCUCUUUCUUCUUUCAUCUCUCUUCCUUCAGUUCUCUGAUUCAUGUCAUCCCACUGACAAACAAGCGCUUCUCCACUUCAAAGCCAAAAUCACUUUUGACCCUUCUCAGCUACUCCUUUCUUGGAAAUCCACCACUGACUGCUGCUCCUCCUGGGACGGCGUCGCCUGUGAUGCCUCCGGCAGAGUCACCAACCUCACCCGCCCUGGGAUUGUCUCCGGCACUGACUUCAUCGCUGAUACUUUUAUGUCUGGUUCUCUCUCCCCUUUUCUUGGAAACUUGUCGUCUCUUCAGUUUCUUGACCUUAGCAAUCUCAAAGACAUCAACGGUCGAAUUCCCUUGGAACUUGGCAAGUUAUCGCGACUCACCCAUUUGUUUCUCGAUUCAAAUAAACUCGUGGGUUCCAUUCCUAGAACUUUUGGGUGUCUUUUUCGAUUGGAAAAACUCUAUCUUGGCAAUAAUUUACUCUCUGGAAUCAUCCCUCCUUCAAUUUUUAACCAUUUCAAGUGUCUUGCAGAAUUGGGUCUUUCAGGAAAUAGACUAUCUGGGUCGAUUCCUAGUUCAAUUGGGAAGCUAAUUGAGGUAAAAAAUCUCGAUCUCCAUGCCAACAAAUUCUCAGGAAGCAUUCCUAUGAGUAUUGGUAACCUUAAAAGCCUCAAGUAUCUCGAUUUGUCUGAAAAUGAAAUAACAGGGAGCAUUCCAAAUACGAUUGGUGAACUCUCUGAGUUGGUUUUGCUUUACCUCAAUCAGAACAAGAUUACCGGAAGUAUUCCCACUUCGAUCGCCGGACUAGGUUCUCUUAUAUUCUGCCGCUUGUCGGAAAAUAGGCUUAGUGGUCGGUUACCGGCGUCCAUCGGUAAGCUUCAAAAGAUACAGAGACUGAUUCUUGAGAACAACAAGCUUACUGGGAAAUUGCCUUCUUCUAUUGGCCGCUUGACAACGUUAACUGAUUUGUUCUUCUCUAACAAUCUUUUUACUGGCAAGAUUCCCAAGACAUUUGGAAAUUUAGAAAACCUUCAAACUUUAGACUUGUCGAGAAAUUUUCUUUCUGGUGGGAUCCCUCAUCAGUUAUCCAAAUUGCAGAGACUACAGAGCCUGGAUCUUUCCUUUAAUCCUCUUGAGUUGCGAAGCGCACCAAAUUGGUUUGCAAAGAUGAAACUGUUUCGGCUAUUCUUAGCUAAAACAGGGAUUGAAGGGAAGCUUCCAAAAUGGUUGUCUUCAUCCUCAAUAUCGGUUCUUGAUUUAUCGAGUAAUCGAUUAACAGGGUCGUUGCCUCAUUGGAUUGGAAAUAUGACAAAUAUUUCAUUCCUCAACCUUUCAAAUAACGGAUUUCAUUCAUCAAUCCCAGCUGAAUUCAAAAACCUUUUGCUGUUAAUGGAUCUUGAUCUUCACUCCAACCACUUUACAGGGUGCCUUGACAACAUAAUUUUAAAAGGGGUUCAAGACCCGCUAGGCCAUUUCAAUUCCAUCGAUGUUUCUGGGAAUCACUUCAGUGGUUGUAUUGAUCAGAAUAUUGGAGACAGAGCAGCAAUGUCUUCAAUCAAAUCACUGGUUUUAUCAAACAAUGAAUUAGAAGGACAUAUCCCCAAGUCGUUGUCGAAACUCGUCGAGUUGCAGGUGCUGGAGCUGGCUGAUAACCAGUUUUCCGGUGAAAUUCCGGCAGAGCUGGGAGAGGCGGCGGAAUUAACCACGAUUUUGCUUUCGAAGAAUAGACUAUGUGGGACGAUUCCGAAAGAGGUAUUGAAUUUGAAGAAGCUUUGGAAAUUCGACGUGUCCGAAAAUAGACUUUGUGGGAAAAUUCCACCGCAUAAAGCACAUUUCCCUGUCUCUUCAUUCAAACAUAACCGUGGACUUUGCGGAACUCCUCUUCCCCCUUGCAACCAUUCUUAGUUUUUUUUUUUUUUUUUCCUUUAAAUUAUCUAAAUUGUUUGAUUCUUUUGUUGUUUAUUUAUUUUCAAAUCCCAUUCCUAUUGUAUUUUGAUCUGCUUGACAUCAAACUGUUUCUUCAAAUUUUC
Cucumis melo (muskmelon) is the source of this 2413-nucleotide messenger RNA. RefSeq names its product probable leucine-rich repeat receptor-like protein kinase At1g35710. Lineage: Eukaryota; Viridiplantae; Streptophyta; Magnoliopsida; Cucurbitales; Cucurbitaceae. The transcript has a single exon. Bases 375 to 2288 code for a protein of 637 amino acids. The record is from RefSeq and is a predicted model, not a curated record. Gene Ontology annotation, molecular function: protein binding.